AUGGAUGGAUUGACAUGGCUAAUUGUGUCUUGGCUUAUAGUAGGCGUACUAUGCUAUUUUAUGCUUACUAAAGUUGGUGCACCACAACCGGAAUUAAUCACCGGGAUAAAUGAUACCAUGAAAAAAUCUCAUACUACACCAAGCAGCAGUAGUAGUAGCAAUGAAUAUUCGAAUGAUUGGUUAAAUGGAAUUAUCGAAUGGUUAUUCAGUAAUAUGAAUCGUAUACCGGAUAUUCUUCAAGCUUGGAUAAUUGCUAUGAAUGAAGCUGCAAAAAAAAUUUCCACACCUGGAAAAUUUGAAGUAUUAUUCGAAGGUUUUAGCGAUAAGAGGACAGUUAGAAAAGCGCCUCGUAUUACUGAUAUUCGUUAUCAACAAUUACCUAAUAAUCAUCUGAUUUUAAAAGGUAAAAUUAAUAUACCGGAAAUAAAUGUGAAACUGAUGAGUUCACAACGAACGGCCGAUCAAUUGUUAGUUACAAAUUUCGAUGCAAGAAUUAUCGACUUAUAUGGCGAAAUAGAAUUACGCUUAGCAUGUAUCGCUAAUCAAAUCUAUAUGAUGGCAAGCUUUUGUGGACGACCUGAAUUAGAUAUAGAAUUGAUAAACAGAGAUCCUGUUUCGAGUGAAGCGGUUUCCAGUACGAUGGUAGAUGAAAUGAUACGUAAAUGCCUUCUUUCUGCCGUUACUAAUGUAUCAUUAUCGGAAUUCGGUGGACAAUGUGGUAGAAUGGCAACUAAUAUAAUAUCACCUAAUACAUUCCCAACAAUUUCGCGUGUAAUGACAACAAAGACCAAUGGAUCAGGUAUGAUCGAUAGUACCGGUAAUUUGGCUACAGUACCACUAACACAUGAAAUGAUGGAACGAAUGAAUCAAACACCAACAACGGUAUAUAUAUGA
Cercopithifilaria johnstoni is the source of this 894-nucleotide messenger RNA. The record is from the annotation of a GenBank genome assembly. Lineage: Eukaryota; Metazoa; Nematoda; Chromadorea; Rhabditida; Onchocercidae.